CAAGGCCAGAUGUGCAGGGUGGCAGGGCCUGGUAAGCCAUCUAUUCAUCCAGUGAAUACGAACAGAGUGCUUACACAGUAGGCUCUGAGUCAGAGCUGGAAGUUUGGGGACAGAUGAGGCCGACAGGGUCCCUGAUCUGAAGGCAGUGACCUAGUGAGAAGUAACAAGGAAGUGAGACGAUUGCAGACAGUGAUCCUAUAAGGACCACAGUUAAGGAGUUUGUAUUUUGUUAAAAGGACUAUUUUCUUUUCAGUUUUUUAAAUGUUUAUUUUUGAGAGAGACAGACAGACAGAAUGUGAGAGGGGGAGGGGCAGAGAGAGAGGGAGACACAGAAUCCGAAGCAGGCUCCAGGCUCCGAGCCGUCAGCACAGAGCCCAGUGCGGGGCUCAAACCACAAACCGUGAGAUCAUGACCUGAGCUGAAGUCAGACGCCUGACUGACUGAGCCACCCCACCCAGCCACCCCAAAAGGACUAUUUUUAAAAGAUCAUUGCAGCUGUAGAGAGGGUCCAAAGCACAGGACGUCAGAGACUGUCCAGUGGACCACUGGGGUAGUCAUGCUGGAGCUGAUGCCCAGGAAGGCAGUGGAGAGGAGAGGUGGGCAUGAAUUAGGGAGAGAUUUUUGAGCUAGAAUCCAUAAGAUACAGUGAUGAAAUGGAUGUUGGGGGUGAGAAAGAAAGUAGAAGUCCUUCCAAAUUCUCACCCGAGAGAACACUGCCCAGCAAGGGGAAUGAAGAAGCAGCUUGGGGGGGGGGGGGUCCUUACCCCAAAGUAGACCUACUGUGUGCUUCCCAUUUACAUAAAGUUAAAAGCAGGCGAGACUAAAAACUAACCUAUGAGGAUAGACUCCAGAAUGGUGAUUCGUCCUGGGGGAAACAGAGAGGGAGGGGACACCAGAGACCAAGCAGGGCACAUGGGCCGCUGGCUACACAGGCGUGUUCUGAAAAUUCAUCCAGCUACUCAUUUCUGUUCUGUGCACUUUUCUAUGCGGCUGCUGUGCUGCAAUAAAAUAUUACAUAAAUAAAUAGAAUAAAGAAAGCAUAAAAAAGUGAAAAGCAAUGACCUCCAGUUUUUUGCUGUUGCUCUGUUAAUUGAAUUUAAUUUUAAAGUUUAUUUAUUUGUUUUGAGGGAGAGGGAGAGAGAGAGCACGCACAAGCGAGGGAGGGGCGGAGAGAAGGAGAGACAGAAUCCCAAGCAGGCUCCGCACCAUCAGGGCUGAGCCCAGUGUGGGGCUUGAAUUCACAAAGUGUGAAAUCACGACGCGAGUGGACAGCAAGAGUCAGAUGCUUUGCCAACGGAGCCACCCCAACGCCCCUGUUGCUAUGUUAAUUUUAAACAACUAUUGGUAAGUAGAUGGGGAAACGGAGGAAGGGACAGGUUCAUGGGGGCAGAUGAGGAGAAAACAAGCAGAGAUGUCCGAGAGGCAGCCAGGGGUACAAGUGUGGAUUUGGAGGAGUGUCAGGGCCGGGAAGAAUCUUUGGAGCCUCUGGAAGGAUUUACAGCUGGUGGAAUAAAUAAAGCAAUUCAGGGAGCAAAUCGGGAAGCAGGUGCCAAGGCAAGGGGCCCAGAACCAGGCCUGGAAGUUUGGCUGUCCUCUGCCUCUUGGAUCCACGGUAACCCUCUGGGCAUGCGCACUCGGGGCUCAUGUCCAGCUCCCCCCUCCUCCUAUCCCUGCCCGCCCCUGCCCCCCAGCCCCCAGGCCUGUGUCUCCAUCCAAGCCAGCCCCCUACAGGUCUACCCAGGGCAGCUUCAGCCGCCAGCCUCUGGCUCUUUCUUCUCCAGGGGUCUACCCUUGGCUGCCUCUCCUCUUUGGCUUUUUUUUUUUUUUUUUUUUUUUUUGGUCUCUCUCUGGGGCUUCUUGAGGCCCUUGAAUGGGAAAAUCCCUACCUUUGAAAUCCCACAAUCUAUUUUUAAAAAAUCGAUAACUGAACAUCAUCACAAUGAAAAAUCUCCUCUGUGAAAGAUAAUGUCCAGAGAGGGGAAAAGAUGAGCUAUAGUUUGGGAGAGAAUAUUUCCAAAUCAUAUAUCUGACCAAAGCUUGGAUCUAGAAUAUGUAAAGAACUCUCUAAACUCGACAGUAAGAGGGGCGCCUGGGCGGCUCAGUUGGUUAAGCGUCCAGCUCUUGACUUUGGCUCAGGUCACGAUCUCAUGGGUUCAUGAGUUCAAGCCCCGUGUUGGGAUCUACGUGACAGCGUGGAUCCUGUUUGGGAUUCUCUCUCUCCUUCCCUCCCUGCCUCUCCCACACUCGUGCACCCCCCCCAUCAAUAAAUAAACAUUAAAUAAAAAUAAACUCGACAGUAAGAAAACAAAUCAUCCAAUUAACAAACAGGCAACAGACUGGAACAGACACUUCGCCCGAGAAGACGCAUGGAUGCAAAAGUGUCCCGGGGCUGCCGUGUAACAAAGUACCACAACCCGGGGGGCUUCGAAGAUACAUCUCAUCUCUCACAGUGCUGGAGGCUAGAAGCCCAAAGUCAAGGUGUUGAGGGGCCAUGCUGCCUCUCUGGUGGGUGCAGGCCAUCUCUGAUGUUCUCUGGCCUGCCACCACAACAAUCUCUGCCCCUGUUGUGACCUGGGUGUCUGCCCUCUGAGCGUCGGUCUUCACCUGAUGUGCUCCUCUGUGUGCCCGUCUGUGUCUCUUCUCUUCUUCUAAGGACACCAGUCAUACCGGACUAGGACAUACCCUAAUCACCUAUGACCUCAUCUUAACUUGAUUACAUCUGCAGAGACCCUAUUUCCAAAUUACAUCCCAUUCACAGGAAACGGUGGUGGCGGGGAGGGGGGUGACCUCAACACAUCUUUUGGGGUCAGCAGUUCAGUCCACGACAGAAAAUAAGCGCACGAAAAGAUGUUCAAUAUCAUCAGCCAUCAGGGAAAUGCGAAUCACAACCACGCAACUAAGGAAACCGAAUAAGAAAGACGCAGAAGUAUGUAACACAUUAUACAAAGAGUUCCAGUGAAGACUGUUUAAUUAAAAUCUGUCGCCUCGAAACCCAACGAUCAAAAGUUUAUAUGUGGAUGACGUCCGAGUACUAAAAAAAAUGGUGAAGAAGGUGCAUGUUCAUUUACAGGUGGAAAUAACUAGAAGGGUAGAAGGGGUGCCCAAAACAACAACAACAACAACAACAACAACAACAACAACAACGGACUAAAAAAGAAGAUUGGUUAUUCCAAAACUGUCUCUGAAAAACGGCCACUCUGAAAAACAGCUUGGCAGUCUCUCAUAAAGUUAAACAUACAUUUAGCACAGGACUCCUCCUAGGUGGUUACCCUACAGACAUAAAAACCUGUGUCCGUGUAAAAUCCCGUACAUAAAUCCCUAUCGAUGUUCAUAGCAGCUUCAUUUGUAAUGGCCCAUACUGGAGAUCACCCAUUCCAUACAGUGGAAUACUAGAUGGUAAUAGAAACGUUUGGGAAUAAAAAGGAAGGAACCGUUGAUACGUGCAACAACCUGGAUGGGUCUCAAGCACCUAAAAAAAAAAAAAAAAAAAAAAAAAAAAAAUCAAAAAGGGAGCGUUUGUAAACACUGAUGAAAUCCGAAUAAUAUGUAGAGUUUUGUUGUGCCAACGUCAGUUUCCUGGUUCUAACUGCUCUCUGGUUAUGCAAGAUGUUACCCUUGGGGGAAGCUGGGUGAAGGGGGCACAAACACGAAUGAAAGAGGAGAGAUCACAACCAACACAGCAGAAAUAAAAACAAUAAUAAGAGAACAUUAGGAGCAAUGAUGUGCCAAUAAAAUGGGAAAUCUGGAAGAAAUGGACAGAUGCCUAGAAACGUAUAAACUACCAAAACUGAAACAGGAAGAGAUAGGAAAAUUGAACAGACCCAUAACCAGUAAAGAAAUUGAACCAGUAAUCAAAAGUCUCCCAACAGGGGCACCUGGGUGGCUCAGUCGGUUGAGCGUCAGACUUCGGCUCAGGUCAGGAUCUCACACUUUGUGAGUUCGAGCCCCGUGUCGGGCUGUGUGCUGACAGCUCAGAGCCUGGAGCCUGUUUCAGAUUCUGUGUCUCCCUCUCUCUGCUCCUUCUCCACUCAUGCUCUGUCUCUCUCUGUCUCUCAAAAACGAAUGAACGUUAAACAAAUUAAAAAAAAAAAGUCUCCCAACAAACAAAAGUCCAGGACCGGAUGGCCUUCCAGGGGAAACCUACCAAACAUUUAAAGAAGAGUUAACACCCAUUCUUUUGAAGCUCUUCCAAAAAAUAGAAAUGGAAGGAAAACUUCCAAACUCCUUCUCUGAGGCCAGCAUUACCUUGAUUCCAAAACCAGACAAAGACGCCACUUUCCUUACCUCUUAAGCAACAUCUGUGCGAGUCUAAAUUCUUUCAACAUAAAAAGUGAAAAAAAAAAAUUCUCCCCAGUGUGGAGUGUCAGAUGCCCAAGGCUGUCACCGAAGGGAUGGGCCUGAAGCACACCCGCAAGCUUUUUUCUACCAACCUACUGAGGGGGAGGGGUCAAAACUACAGCUGGCCUGGGGGAGUCAUUCAUUCAUUGAUUCAUUCAUUCAUUCUGAACACCUCCUCCAUGUCAGGCUCUAGACCAGACAGCCAGGCUCCCUGCCUUAUGCUUCAACGUGGGGCCUGAGGCCAAGAGACCCCAAAACAUCCAGAUACCCAGAAACUCGGAGAGAUUGAAAGACAGCAGAGAGAUCAAGAGAUUAAGCGACUCAGAAACCAACAGUGCCUGGGGGACACAGAGCAGGAGGGGCAGUCCCUAGGAAUGAAAAUUCACACUGGCAGCCAGGGCCGAAGCCUGAGCCUGGGAGCAAAAGCAGAGACGACUGCUGGGUGUCCAACCAGUGACAAGCAGCUGGGUCACAGGAAGGAGCCUGCAUCUGAGGUCCUGGGACCUGAGCUCCAAACCUGGUCCAGUACUCACCACCCAUGUGGCCCAGCCACAUUCCCUUCAUCUUUCAUUUAAAUGUCAGAGGUCGAGGCCCUGAGCCUCAGUUUACCAUCUGAGAAAUGGCAACGGGAACCACAAGACCUACUUCCCAGGGGCAGGUGUGUUGGUCCCGUGACUUGAGCCCACUUGGGACUUGGAGCAUAAACGAUUCAGCUUCUUUCUGGCCUCCGUUUCUAUUAAAAUAUGUAUUUUAUUUUUUAUUCUAUUAUUUUUAGGUUUAUUUGUUUAUUUUGAGAGGGGGAGAAGCAGAGGAAGGGCAGAAAGAGAGGGAGAGAGAGAAUCCCAAGUAGGCUACGUGCUGUCAGCACAGAGCUUGAGGCGGGCCUUGAUCCAUCGAUGGAUAAAGGGAUAAGCAAACUGUGGUCUAUACACAAAAUGGAAUAUUAUUCAGCCGUAAAAAGGAAGGACAUCCUGACACAUGGUAGGGCGUGGAUGAACCUUGCAGACAUGCUAAGUGAAGUAAGGGCAUCCCAAAAAAAGCCAACCCCUGUGUGAUUCCACCUGCAUGAGGUCCCUAGAGUAGUUGACUUCACAGACGCAGAAGUAAAAUGGUGGUUGCCAUGGACCAUGGAAGGGAAACAGGGAGUUACUGUUUAACAGGUAAAGGCGUCCAGUUUUGCAAAUGGAUGGUGGUGAUGGUUGCACACUAGGAAUGUACUUAAAACUACUGAACUUAAGGGGCGCUGGGGCGGCUCAGUCGGUUGAGCGUCCGACUUCCGCUCAGGUCAUGAUCUCGCAGUUGGUGAGUUUGAGCCCCGCGUCGGGCUCUGUGCUGACAGCUCGGAGCCUGGAGCCUGCUUCGGAUUCUGUGUCUCCCUCUCUCUCUGUUCCUUCCCCGCUUGCACUCUGUCUCUCCCUCUCUCUCAAAAAUAAAUAAAGAUUUAAAAAAAAUUUUUUUUAAACUACUGAACUUAAGCAUGGCUAAGGAGGCAAUUCUCAUUAUGUAUAUUUUACCACAAUAAAAAAAAAAAAUUGGGAGCGUCACCCGUCAAAUGUGGAAAGAAAUGCAGGUGCUGACUGUCCCAUAGGGUUGGAGAGGGAGUAAAUGAAGCGGUGAAGACGAAAAUCUUAAGGGCAGGUAGGGGCGAGGAGAGGGCUUGACUGUCUUUGGCAAAGGCCUCCUCUCCAGGCUUGGAGCCACAGGCCCGGCUCCCCCAGCCGCUAAAGGAUCUUGGGAAGGGGAUGUGGACUCUGGGAAUUCUCGUGCCAGGACACUCUCUUCUCUAGCUCCGAGGUUUUUGAGAUUCCUGGAUCUGAAACAAACACACACACAGCCAGCGACCCUGCCCCAGCAAGGCGCAAUCAGUGAACGGGGCCCAGGCCUCAUUUCCGGGCCCUGCACCUUGGCUCCACCUUUAUAAAGAGGUGGGGAGGGGGCCGUGUCGCCAUGCAGGCCCUGGGGUCCCGCCGGCCUGCCUUUACCCCUCUUGAAGGUGGUGCAGCUUUGGAGAAGCCCUUACCCGGGGAGCCGCAGCUGGGAGGCGAAUGUGGAGACCGAGCUGACUCCAGGCAGAGGCCAUCCUGCCCCACCGCGCCCUACCCGCCCCCACCCCCAUGAAAUGAGCGACACUCAAGACUUUGCCACUUUCCCCGUGGUUGCCACCCAGGUGAAGCUGGGGGGCUGGAGCCGUCAGGGUGGGGGCAGCGUGUCUCUCUGCCCGCGCCCGCACCAGGAGCUCCAGGCCUUCCUCAGCCUUCUGGAGCACAGUUUCCUGCAGGAAUUCCUUUCCAGAGAUCCCUGUUUCCAGAUUUCAGAUAAGUAUCUCCUGGCCAUGGUGCUGGUCUACUUCCGGCGUGCCAACCUGAAGCUCAGCGAGUACACCCACAGCAACUUGUUCUUGGCGCUGUUUCUUGCAAAUGACAUGGAGGAGGAUCUGGAGGACCCUAAAUGUGUGAUUUUUCUGUGGGCCCUGGGAAAAGAUUGGCGUCGUCAGGUGGCAGACUUCCUGCACCAGAGGGAUAAGCUGUGGGCCCGGAUGGGCUUCCGGGCCAUGGUGAGCCGCCAGUGCUGUGAGGAGGUCAUGGCCAAGGAGCCGUCCCAUUGGGCCUGGACUCGAGAGCGGCGUCCCCACCACGGUGGAGCUCAGAGGGGCUGCCCAAAGGCCCGGGUGCCCCUGCCUGGAGGCCCCGGCCUCUCGCCUCCUCACUGUUCCCUCUGUGGCUUGCUCCCUGCCCACGGCCUCUGCAGCCACCAGCCCCGCCCCUUGCCUGUCUUAUCCAAGUGCCCUUCCCCAAACCCUGAGUGCCAUUGCCCUCCCUCCCAAGCUUGUCUCUCAGUGGCCGAAGACCCCUUGGUGGGGGGCUUCCUCAUCAUCCUGCCCCCCCAACUGCAGCUGGAGCCGGGCACCUACACUCUCCACAAUGGCACCAGUGGCCAGUGGCUCCCCAAUUUGUACUUCUGAGAGCUGUUCCCUCCCCAAGCAUCUCUGCUUGGAGGGAUUGUUCCCAAAGGUCUUCCACUGUCUCCCCAGCUUGGUGAGUCAUUAAUCCACUUAAGUGGUCAAGCCACAUCAAGGGUUCAGUGUUAUCUUUGAACCCUCCCGGUGUUCCAAGAGCCAGAUCUAAUCAGUAAUUAGGUCCUAUUGGUGGGUCUGUGUGUGUUUUUAAGACUAAUUUUUUAAAAGAUUUUUAUUUUCUGAGUAAUCUCUACACCCAACGUGGGGUUCAAACUUACAACCCCAAGGUCAAGAGUCACAUCCUCUACCAACUGAGCCAGCCAGGCACUCCAAGUCCUGGUGGUGUUUUUAACAGCUUAUUGAGGUCUAGUUGACAUACAAUAAACCACGUAUACUUAAAAUGUACAUUUUAUUUUGACAUGUAUACACCCAUAUUACCAUAAUCGAGAUAGUGAACGUAACCAUCACCCCAAAAAGUUUCCUCGAACCCCUUGUCCAUCCUUCCCUUGCACCCUUUCCUACCUGCCGGCCCCCACUCUCGCCUCCAGGUAACCACUGAUCUGCUUUCUGGCACUCAAUUGGCAUCCUUUCUCUGGAAUUUUCAUGUAAGUGGAAUUACACAGGAUGAACUGCCUGGCUUCUUACAUUUGUUGUAAUUCUGAGAUUCACCUCUUGUUCGUCUUUACUGCUGGGUAGUAUCCUGUUGUACAUGCAUACCACAAUUUGCUUAUGCAUUCACAAUGCGUGGAUGAACAUUUGAUUGGUUCUAGUUUGGGCUGCCACAAUUACAAUUUCUAUGAAUAGCUUUCAGCUCUCUUGCUCUGAGGAGGCCCCAGUGCAACUUUCGUCGCCAGUCCCAAAAUCAUCUGGCACUAGCCACCUCCACCACGCCGCUUACAUUCGAGCCCCAGGAGAUCAAAACUGUAUACCUAAAGUGCACUGGCAGGGAGGCCGGUGCCGUGUCUGCCUGGGCCUCCAAGAUGGGCCCCUUAGGGUCUGUCCCUCAAGAAGAUUGGUAACGACAUCACCAAAAGAAACUGGUGAUGGCAAGGGCUGGGGAUGACAGUGAACAGAUAGGACGCCAUACGGGCGGUGCCUUCUGCCUCUGCCCUGAUCAUCAAACCCCUCAAGAAACCACCCAGGGACAGAAGCAGGAAAACAUGAAGCACGGUGGGAACAUCACUUUGGAUAAUAUUGUCAAGUUACUGGACAGAUACCGCACCCACCUUUAACUAGAGCACUUGGAACCCACUAAAGAGAUCAUGGGGAUUGCCCCGUCUGUGGGAUGCAGUGUGGAUGGCUGUCACCCUCAUGACACCAUAGAUGUCAGCAGUGGUGCAGUGGGAUGCCCAGCUACAAAGGAAAAGAUCUCAAGGAAAGAUCGUUUGAUGACCGUCCCUACCAAAGCUAUGAAUAUUCAUACACGAGUCUUUGGACAUACACUUUUAUUUCUCUUGGGUAAAAGCCUAGGAGUGGAAUAAUGGGUCAUAUAUGGUUUUAACUUUUUUCUUUUUUUUAAGAUAGACUAUUUUUCAGAGCAGUUUUUGGUUUACAGAAAAACGGCUCCUUAAGUACCGAGAAUUGGGCACAUACCCCCCUCUUUCUCCCUUACAUUGUUUCUCUUGUUGUUAAUAUCCUACAUUUGUGUGGUAUAAUGUCAUGUAACUAUCAUUGUAGUAUCAUACAGAAGUUUCAGGCCCUCAA
Molecule: messenger RNA, 8998 nt
Organism: Acinonyx jubatus (cheetah)
Lineage: Eukaryota; Metazoa; Chordata; Mammalia; Carnivora; Felidae
Gene: SPDYC
Product: speedy/RINGO cell cycle regulator family member C
Exons: 7
Coding region: 6458-7300 (280 amino acids)
Biological process (GO): positive regulation of cyclin-dependent protein serine/threonine kinase activity
Molecular function (GO): protein kinase binding
Source: RefSeq, a predicted model, not a curated record